Emiliania huxleyi CCMP1516 is the source of this 459-nucleotide messenger RNA. RefSeq lists its product as hypothetical. NCBI's taxonomy places the organism in Eukaryota, Haptophyta, Isochrysidales, Noelaerhabdaceae. The transcript is spliced from 3 exons. The record is from RefSeq and is a predicted model, not a curated record. Bases 1 to 459 code for a protein of 152 amino acids.
AUGGCAGACGAUGCGUCAGCUUGCAGCAGAGUGCUGCACCGGCGUGCAGCGGACGCUGCGGCGCUGCGGCACCGCCUCCCCGCCCUGUCCACGGAGCAGGCGAGCGGCGGCACGGCCUUCCACCAGCUGCAGGAGGGCGUGAUUGGGGACCUGCCCUGCAUCGGCGACACCAAGAUCUUUGCCGGUGUGCCGUCGGACCCCUCGGGGGUGGGGCGCAUGGGGGCGUUUGUCGCUUGCGGCAACACGCUGCCACGCGCCCGCGAGACGGUUCUGGGCGUGGAGGGCGGGGACAGGGGAGGGAGGGUGGGGAUGUGGGACCCGCGGACGGGGACCGGGACGGUCGAGGCUGUCAAGGGCCAGUACACGGACGCAGAGGGGAAGUGCCGCGUGGAGGCGCUGCUCUUCGAGGAGUUCGGCGCAAUGAGCGGGGGUGGAGGAGCUGCUGAUGCGGGUGGCUAA